UCUCUGCCACUCAGAGCCCUGUAGCUGCCGGAAGCAGUUCCGCAGUGGCUGCCGGGAUCGUGGUGAUGUGGCCCCCCCGCUUCCCCCCUCCCCACCCCGGGAUGUCGGAAGAAACCAGGCAGAGCAAAUUGGCUGCGGCCAAGAAAAAGUUGAGAGAGUAUCAGCAGAAGAACAGCCCUGGUGUUCCUGCAGGAGCAAAGAAGAAAAAAAAGAUUAAAAAUGGCAGUAGCCCUGAGAAAACCACCACCAGUGAUUGUCAGUCACCAGAGGAUAUUCAGGACAUUCUGAAGGUGUUGGUGUCCGACCUUAACCGUUCCAAUGGGGUCUCACUCCCCCCAUUAGACAAGAGGAAGGCGCCCACAGACUGUGCUGCUCCUGCACCGCCAACUGCUGAUGAUGACACUAUGUUUCUUGGUGUUGUCCCUUCCCCUGAUGCUGACCUCACUAGCAUGGCAUCACCUCAGAGCCACGAUGCUGGCAAUUGUUCUAACCUCAUGGAGGAGACCAAGACUUUCUCAUCAACUGAGAGUCUGCGACAACUUUCUCAACAGCUCAACGGGCUUGUGUCUGAGACUACAUCCUACAUCAAUGGGGAGGGCCUCGUGUCUUCCAACAUGAAGGAACUGGAGAGCCGGUACCAAGAGCUAGCCGGAGCCCUGGACUCCAGCUAUGUAACAAACAAACAACUCAGUAGCACGAUAGAGGAAUUGAAACAACAGAACCAAGAUACUCUGGAUCAACUGGAAAAAGAGAAGAAGGAUUAUCAGCAGAAGCUGGCAAAGGAGCAGGGAGCUCUCAGGGAACAACUGCAGGUUCACAUUCAGACCAUAGGCAUCCUGGUGUCUGAGAAGGCAGAAUUACAGACCGCCCUGGCCCACACACAGCAAGCAGCCAGGCAGAAAGCAGGAGAAUCAGAGGAUCUCGCCAACCGUCUACAGUCUUCCCGACAGCGUGUGGGAGAGCUAGAGCGGACAUUGUCUACUGUGUCAACGCAACAGAAACAAGCAGACAGGUACAACAAAGACCUAACCAAAGAGCGAGAUGCCCUCAAGCUGGAGUUGUACAAGAACAACAAAAAUAACGAAGAUCUGAGGCAGCAGAACUCAGAACUGGAAGAGAAACUUAGAAUCUUGGUGGCGGAAAAAGCAGCUGCACAGUUGGGGGUGGAGGAGCUGCAGAAGAAGCUGGAAAUGUCGGAGCUGCUGCUGCAACAGUUCUCUAGCCAGUCUGAGGCCUCCGAUAGUAACCAGCAGCUACAACAUGCCAUGGAGGAGCGGGCUCAGCUAGAGACCCACGUAGGCCAGCUGAUGGAGUCGCUGAAACAGCUCCAGAUGGAGAGAGACCAGUAUGCAGAGACCCUGAAAGGAGAGAGUGCCAUGUGGCAGCAGAGGGUGCAGCAGAUGGCAGAGCAGGUGCACACACUGAAGGAAGAGAAGGAACACAGAGAAAGUCAGGUACAGGAGCUGGAGACCAGCUUGGCGGAACUCAGGAGUCAGAUGGAGGAGCCACCACCCCCACAGCCUCCAGCUGGGCCCUCCGAGGUGGAAGAGCGGCUGCAGGGAGAGGUUGAGCAGCUGCAGAAGGAACUGGAGAAGCUGACGGGACAACUGAGGGCCCAGGUACAGGACAAUGAGAGCCUGAGCCUCCUGAACCAGGAGCAGGAGGAGCGGCUGCUGGAGCUGGAGCGGGCCGCAGAGCGCUGGAGUGAGCAGGCGGAGGAGCGCAAGCAGAUCCUGGAGAGCAUGCAGAGUGACCGCACCACCAUCAGCAGAGCGCUGUCACAGAACCGCGAGCUAAAGGAGCAGUUGGCUGAGCUGCAGAACGGCUUUGUCAGGCUGACCAACGAGAACAUGGAGAUUACCAGUGCGCUGCAGUCAGAGCAGCAUGUCAAGAAAGAGCUGGCCAAGAAGUUGGGCGAGCUGCAGGAGAGGCUGGGAGAGCUAAAAGAGACAGUGGAGCUGAAGAGCCAAGAAGCACAGGGUCUGCAGGAGCAGCGAGACCAGUGUCUGUCCCACCUGCAGCAGUAUGCCGCCGCCUACCAACAGCACUUGGCUGCCUAUGAGCAGCUGACCUCCGAGAAGGAGGCACUGCACAAGCAGCUUCUACUGCAGACACAGCUCAUGGACCAGCUGCAGCAUGAGGAAGUACAGGGCAAGAUGGCCGCUGAAAUUGCCCGCCAGGAGUUGCAAAAGACCCAGGAGCGCCUGGAAGCCACCAGCCAGGAGAACCAGCAGCUCCAGGCCCAGCUGAGCCUCUUGGCUCUCCCUGGGGAAGGAGAUGUGGAGGAGGAGGAGGAGGAGGAGGCUUCUCGGCCUAGUCUGACUAUCCCAGAAGACCUAGACAGUAAAGAGGCCAUGGUGGCGUUCUUUAACACAGCUAUAGCCAGUGCUGAGGAGAAGCAGGCCCAACUACGCAUGCAGUUGAAAGAGCAAAAGGCACGUUGCCGGAGCUUGGCUCACCUGGCAGCCCCAGUCCAAAGUAAGCUCGAAAAGGCGGCAGUGGUUCCCAGGAGUGUGAGUGACUCUGUGUCUGAGGAGAGCAACCAGGCCCUACAUGUAGCCAUGGAAAAGCUGCAGAGUCGCUUCUUGGAGGUCAUGCAGGAGAAAGUAGAGCUCAAGGAGAGGGUAGAAGAACUUGAACAUUGCUGCAUCCAGCUUUCUGGAGAGACGGACACCAUUGGAGAGUACAUUGCUCUCUACCAAAACCAGAGGGCAGUGCUAAAGGCUCGGCACUUGGAGAAGGAGGAAUACAUUAACAGGCUAGCCCAGGACAAGGAGGAGAUGAAGGUAAAGCUGCUAGAGUUACAGGAGCUGGUGUUGAGGCUUGUGAACGAGCGCAAUGAUUGGCAGAGCAAAUUCCUGGCAGUCUCUAAGAACCCUGCUGAUGUGCCCACCCUAGUGCCCACGGGCUCCCAGGAAUUUGGAGCUGCUGAGCAGCAGGGUGACCUUAGGGAGGUGAGCCUGGCUGACAGUAUAGAGACUACACAAGGAGAUGCUGGGGCGCCUGCUCCCCCUGAGAACCAUACUGCACAGCAGAUCAUGCAGCUGCUGCGUGAGAUCCAGAAUCCCCAGGAGCGUCCAGGCCUGGGCAGCAACCCUUGCAUCCCCUUUUUCUACCGUGCUGAUGAGAAUGACGAAGUGAAAAUCAUGGUUGUCUAAAAGACUGGCAGCCAAAGCCUCACCAUGGGCAGCCAAAGGUUCUGCCCCAACCCACCCUUCUCGGUCACCCUUAUCCUUAUAAUAAUAAGGUCAUAUCCACCCCCUCCAGGGGCUGAGGAAGUA
This is a messenger RNA of Alexandromys fortis (reed vole), 3281 nucleotides long. RefSeq names its product golgin subfamily A member 2. Gene Ontology annotation, cellular component: Golgi cisterna membrane; Golgi cis cisterna; cis-Golgi network. The coding region runs from base 66 to 3158 and encodes 1030 amino acids. Gene Ontology annotation, molecular function: protein binding. The record is from RefSeq and is a predicted model, not a curated record. Gene Ontology annotation, biological process: spindle assembly; Golgi organization. NCBI's taxonomy places the organism in Eukaryota, Metazoa, Chordata, Mammalia, Rodentia, Cricetidae. The transcript is spliced from 27 exons.